AUGGACAACUCCAUCGACCACGACAUGGAACGGCCAGCGAAAAGGCCAUGUCUGUCAAAUACUCCCAGCGAUGAGGGAGAGCUUCCACCGGAUUUCGAUCUCCCGGCUGCACGUGCCCAAAACGACUCGCGGCUCAAGUCUCUCUUUGAAGGCAUUUUCGCGAAAUAUAGCCACGACUUCACCGAUGUUGGCGACGAGAUUGACCUAGCAACGGGGGAUAUUGUGGUAGACAAUGGGCAUCUUAUGGGUCUACGGGCUGAGGACGACACUGGGGAGCACCCACGAUCAUGGCUUCUACGGGGCGACCUGGCCGGACCAGAAGACAGUGAUGCGGACAACGACGACGACGGAUCAAAGGGAGAGGAAGAAGACUUUUUUUCCAUGACACCUACUCCUCCUACUGGCUCCCCAGAUCUACGCCAAGGCGCAGGAUCCGCGUCGAGGGAGCCACAAGCAAACACAAACGGGGAUGAUCCUCUUGAUUUUGUGUUUACCUUCAAGGCAUCUGGAGCUACCGGGCUUAGUCCUGUACCCAAAGAGCCAUAUUUCUCGCGACCCAUCAAUCCUAUCGCAAUAACCAAACCCGCUUCCAAACCGCGAGAUCCCCUCUGGGACGUCCCGGACUUGCCUCAAUCCUUCUCAACGCCCACCACAGAGACCCGGAAAAAGAAUGUUAGCUUCACUCCGACUGUCAAGUCUCCAUCUCCACCAGGGAGUGGCUCCAUCUGGGCUGUUGCCAAACGCGGCAGACCGCGAUCAGAGACGAAACCCAAGGCCCCACCGAAAAAGCGCCAGCCGGCCGCGAAGCGCAAAUAUCACUCGAGCCCUGUGACGCGCGACUGGUCCUUUGCAGCAGUACCAGACGGCGACGAGUCGGAUGACCCCUUGCAGGACUAUGAACCGUCCCCGACGCCAUCUAAAAUGAAGAUCGUUCGUGGGAAGCGCCGUGUGCCAACCAAGGAUCACGACGGUCCGUCAGAGCAGCGCGAGGAUACUCCCUCGAAGAACCCAGCUCGUGCCAUUGAAGCCGCAGUUCAAAACGAUAAUCAGGGAGUGGGCCAUGGUGGCAAAGAUGCUGACAAGCAAAAAGAGGACGUGCCUAGAGCUACACCUCGAGAUGUGCCAGUAGACACCGAGGCUCAUGACCAUGGGGACGAGGACGCUGGCAAACAGAGAGACGGAGCACCCAAAAGUACGCCAAAAAAGGAUGUGCCACUUGAACCAACUCUACAAGACAAUUCAACGCCAAAGACAGGGCCCAAGGUUCUAUCUACACAGUCACCCGACAACACCCCAAGCAAAAGAUGUCCCAUGACACCCGACGAAGCAAAGCUGAUCGUGUCCAUGAUGCACAAACAAGGAAAAAAGGUCAUGGAUGUCAUGCCCAUGCUGCCAGGUCGCGGAUACCACUCAAUAUGGUACUGGUUCUACGCUCACUGGACCAGGCGUCUGACCAAUCCGCCUCCUCUUUCUGCGCCCUGGACCCAGCCUGAACUAGAAGCUCUGUCUCGGCUCAGCACCGAGUCAGGCCUCAGCUGGCCUCGGAUACACGGCGAGUUCAAGGGUCGAUCGCGAAAUGAGGUGGAGUUCGAGUUACUACGUGCUUUUGUUGCGGAGGGAUUUACCGCCGGGAUAAGACAGAACACGGAAGGGCAUGUGGAGGAACAGCAGCCACCCGGAGAAGAGCAGGAGGUUCAGAUAAAGGAGGAAUCAGACUCUGAAGUGGGUUUCGGGGAUGCAAUCAGCAGGACCUCGUCAGGUGAGGAUGAAAUAAAAGAAGAGUCAGACUCCGAGGAAAGUCUGGACGGAUAUAGCAGGGAUUCGUUAGCAGACACUGCCGAGGAUGAUAUCAAGGAAGAGUGGGACUCAGAGGAGAGUAUCGAGGACGGAAAUAGCAGGGCUUCGUUAGGAAACACUGCAGAGGAAGAGAUUGGGCAGCUUGGUAGUUGGUACCCAGGGUAG
Messenger RNA from Penicillium bovifimosum, 1962 nucleotides. RefSeq names its product Myb-like DNA-binding domain protein. Gene Ontology annotation, molecular function: protein heterodimerization activity; histone binding. Gene Ontology annotation, cellular component: nucleus. The transcript has a single exon. The record is from RefSeq and is a predicted model, not a curated record. Bases 1 to 1962 code for a protein of 653 amino acids. Lineage: Eukaryota; Fungi; Ascomycota; Eurotiomycetes; Eurotiales; Aspergillaceae.